AUGUCUAACAACUUAGAUUUCACAAAAAUAUGUCGAGCCUGCUUGACAGAUGUUGGCCCUAUGAGGGAUUUCUUCACCGUUUGUACUUCAGAAGUAUUUAAAUCCUGCACGUCUAUUGAGGUUUCUGAAUCAGAUUCACUACCAAAACAAGUAUGCGAGACGUGUCUGGAUAUGCUGAAUAAAUUCUAUUACUUCAGGCAAGUUGCAUUAAGGUCCAAUCUUGUGCUGCAACAACAAUGUCACAUGCAGGCACAGAUAAAAGAAGAGAAGCACCUUCAGGAGCCAGCUAAGAUUGAGGAAAUCACUCUGUUGGAACAUAGUGAAGUGACAGUAGAUGAUCUGGGCUUAGACGCCUUUGAUCAAGUUAUAACUGAGGAGGUUGCAGAGCAGAAACCUAGGAAACGAAGGAAAUACAUACGAGGUGGCAGAGAGAAACCACCGCCGAAGAGGCCGCGCAUGAAAUGCGUUAAAUGCGAAAAGAGUUUCCAGAAAUAUGAGAAUCUUGAAGCGCACAUGAGAAGUCACUUUGGGAAAAAGCCGGAUAUAAAAUGCGAGCACUGUGAUAAAACGUUCCUAACAUUCCGAAGUCUGAAUGCGCACGUACGCACCCACACCGGCGUGCGCAAGUACCAAUGUCAGACCUGCGGAAAACACUUCGCCUAUCUCAACGUGUUAAAGAAUCACGAGCUGAUCCAUGCUGGUAUAAAGAAACAUGCCUGUCAUAUGUGUGAUAUGAAGUUUGUGCAGGCUUAUAAUUUGAAGAUGCAUUUAGAAACCCAUAGCGCCCAAAAGAACUAUGGUUGUAUACAAUGUGGGAAAAAAUUCGCUCAGCCGGGCAACUUGAAAAUACAUCUCAUUCGACACACGGGCAUCAAAAAUAUCGCCUGCACAGUUUGUGAUAUGAAAUUUUAUGUCAAGAGCGAUCUAUACAAGCAUAUGCGAUCUCAUUCUGAAAGCAAGCCCUUCGGAUGCACCAUGUGCGACAAGACCUUCAAGAGCAAGAGCUUUCAGACAGUGCAUAUGAGGACUCACACAGGUGAGCGUCCAUAUGAAUGUGAUCUAUGUCCAAAGCGAUUCAUGGCGCGCAAAGACCUUCGCAAUCACCGAAUGAUCCACACUGGCGAGAAGCCUCAUAAAUGUCAAUUAUGCAACCAAGCGUUCAUACAAAAAUGCGCUCUAAACCGUCACAUGAAGGGCCAUGGGAAGGCUCAAGUGGGUCACGUGCCCCAUGUACCGCAUAUGCCCGAAGCACCUUUGGCGUUGUCGUAUGCGACUUGGCCGACGGAUGCUUGAUGUUUGUAGACAACUCAACUGCCAGCAAGCUGUGCGAUGAGUUAUUUGAAAGACUUUAGGAUUGUGUAGUGUUUUGUGGGAACAUUGAAAAGUGAAUGAAUCCUUUUAACAUUGUGCAGCAAUUUUACCAGAAUGUAAUGAAUAUGGAAAAGUUCUGGAGGAACAUUUACUUUGAAUGUACCAGAUAGAGGACGCCUAGUCUUUUGUGCACUGUAAUGUCAGUGCUUCACGAGUUUUUGGUUUUUAAAGAUUAUAUAAAAUCCGCCACUUUACGAAAGUUCAAACUUAACUUGUUGGCCUCUACAUACUUUGUGCAGGUAAUAUUUAUAGAAUGAUGAAGUAAGUGAGCUAUGC
Messenger RNA from Hyposmocoma kahamanoa, 1647 nucleotides. RefSeq names its product gastrula zinc finger protein XlCGF57.1-like. The transcript has 8 exons. Gene Ontology annotation, cellular component: nucleus. Gene Ontology annotation, molecular function: zinc ion binding; RNA polymerase II cis-regulatory region sequence-specific DNA binding; DNA-binding transcription factor activity, RNA polymerase II-specific. Bases 1 to 1293 code for a protein of 430 amino acids. NCBI's taxonomy places the organism in Eukaryota, Metazoa, Arthropoda, Insecta, Lepidoptera, Cosmopterigidae. The record is from RefSeq and is a predicted model, not a curated record. Gene Ontology annotation, biological process: regulation of transcription by RNA polymerase II.